AAUCGGUGGGUUGUUGCUGAUGGGUGGGGUUUAUUGUAUUUGAUUACCAUGACAACCACUUCAAGGACCAAACAUUUCGACAAAGGAAAAGCUGACGACAUUUAGCACUUGUACUUUGACGAGGUUUAUGUCAAUCAAUUGAAAAUGGCUGCUGAAGAUUCGUGGGUCUUUGAUUCUCUCGUCUGUUUCCUGCAUGGACCAGUUUGGAAUGCGCCACUUCAAACUUUUAUCGAGCAAAAGUCCUUGGUCUUCGAUCCGAAUUUGCAGCUGGAUGAGAACAAUGAAGAUAUAAGACAAAUCCACGAGGAAUACAAGAAUUUGGUGGACUUUAUGCUGGGCAGCUUUAUGGAGGAGAUGCACAUAACACCCGAGCAAUUUGAGCUGGCUUGCCUGGAGGGGCGCCAGCAAGGUCCGGGUGAGAAUCCAUUUCAGUUUCAUCAGGUGCUCUUUCAGCAGAUAUGGGCCGCCAACGAUUUGAAAAUCUUUAUACGCAUGAUGACGCAACGGAAUGUGGAGCUGCAGCUGCAGGCACUCGAUCUCAUUGAGAAGCAUCAAUUGGCACGCAUCUCCUCCGCGGAGCUGGCCGAAGAUGAGAAGAGCGCAACGGGCUCAGCGCAGGGUGAUGCUGUUGCCGAAGUGGAGCAACUGAUUGCUAAAACUGUUGCGGAUGAGCUCGAAAGUCCAGAGGCAGCGCUGACGCCCGAGCAGGAUGGUAGCCUGGAGCUGGUCAACGAUAAGUUUCAACGCUUGAAUCUCUUCUUCGAGCAGGAGGACAAGGUAGAUCCCAAUGAUGUCGUCUCUCGGCAGGAGUACCUGCGUCAGCAGCGCGACAAGAUUGUCGAGAUCAAGAAACAAACGCGCGCCAAGCAGCUGCAGGAUACAGUGGCACGCAGCACGCCCGGAGCACGUCCCAGUUCCGCGCAGGUGGCGCAGCAGCUGCUCGAGACGCCGGAGCUGGCGCUGCCUCCAGCGUCAGUGGAUGAGGCCGAGAAUACGGCGCUUCAACUGCGACGUACGCUGGCCAAACGUCUGCGCAACGAGGUCGUCGAGCACAAUUAGAACAGCAAUUUAAAGAAGGCUACUU
Molecule: messenger RNA, 1084 nt
Organism: Drosophila grimshawi
Lineage: Eukaryota; Metazoa; Arthropoda; Insecta; Diptera; Drosophilidae
Product: cilia- and flagella-associated protein 36
Exons: 4
Coding region: 145-1059 (304 amino acids)
Cellular component (GO): ciliary base; axoneme
Source: RefSeq, a predicted model, not a curated record